Messenger RNA from Morone saxatilis (striped sea-bass), 1660 nucleotides. RefSeq names its product nicotinamide phosphoribosyltransferase 1 (gene nampt1). Bases 103 to 1578 code for a protein of 491 amino acids. The transcript has 11 exons. Gene Ontology annotation, molecular function: nicotinamide phosphoribosyltransferase activity. The record is from RefSeq and is a predicted model, not a curated record. Lineage: Eukaryota; Metazoa; Chordata; Actinopteri; Moronidae. Gene Ontology annotation, biological process: NAD+ biosynthetic process.
CCCCCUGCUCAGCUCCACUACAGCAGGCUGGAGUCCCCGGCAGCACGGCGCGCAACACAACACACUGACAGCUGCGACUGACUCACAACCGGAGGGGAAAAGAUGGAGCACAGAGACAUAGACUUCAACAUAAUGCUAGCGACGGACUCAUACAAGGUAACACAUUACAAACAGUACCCCCCCAACACAAGUAAAGUGUACUCCUACUUCGAGUGCCGCGAGAAGAGGACAGAUCCUGGCAAAAGCAGAAAAGUCAAAUAUGACAAAACCGUCUUCUACGGCCUACAGUACAUCCUCUACAAAUACCUAAAAGGAAAGGUAGUGACUCCAGAGAAGAUCCAGGAGGCAAAGGAGGUAUACAGAGAACACUUCCAGGAUGACGUUUUCAACGAGAAAGGGUGGACUUACAUUUUGGAGAAAUACAAUGGACACCUGCCUAUUGAAAUCAAGGCAGUGCCAGAGGGGAGUGUCAUUCCUCGAGGCAAUGUUUUGUUCACGGUGGAGAGCACAGACCCUGAAUGCUACUGGCUCACCAACUGGGUGGAGACCAUUCUGGUUCAGAUCUGGUACCCUAUCACUGUGGCGACCAACUCCAGAGAGCAGAAGAAGAUCCUCGCCAAGUACCUCCUGGAGACUUCUGGGAACUUGGAGCGACUAGAGUAUAAACUGCAUGACUUUGGCUACAGGGGCGUCUCCUCACAAGAGACUGCAGGCAUUGGGGCCUCCGCCCAUCUGGUCAACUUCAAGGGCACAGACACGGUCGCCGGCAUCGGAGUCAUUAAGAAGUACUACGGCACCAAGGACCCUGUGCCAGGCUUCUCAGUGCCUGCUGCAGAGCACAGUACCAUCACAGCGUGGGGAAAAGACCAUGAAAAAGACGCCUUCGAGCACAUCAUCAAACAGUUUCCCAACGUGCCCGUAUCCAUAGUCAGCGACAGCUACGACAUCUACAACGCCUGUGAGAAGAUCUGGGGAGAAGACCUUCGGGGCCUGAUAGAGAAGCGCAGCGCAGAUGCUCCGCUGGUCGUUCGGCCGGACUCAGGAAACCCUCUUGAUACGGUUUUGAAGGUUUUAGAGAUCCUGGGUAAGAAGUUUGUUCCAGUGGAGAACUCUAAAGGUUAUAAGGUUCUCCCUCCUUACAUCAGAGUCAUACAAGGAGACGGAGUUGACAUCAACACACUGCAAGAGAUAGUGGAGGGUAUGAAGCAACACAGGUGGUCCAUUGAGAACAUUUCCUUUGGGUCCGGAGGGGCUCUGCUCCAGAAACUGACCAGAGAUCUGCUCAACUGCUCUUUCAAAUGCAGCUACGUGGUCACUAAUGGACUGGGGGUGAACGUGUUCAAGGACCCAGUGGCUGACCCCAACAAGAGGUCAAAGAAAGGUCGCCUGUCUCUGCACCGGACACAGAGCGGAGACUUUGUCACCCUGGAGGAGGGCAAGGGCGACCUCGAGGAGUAUGGCGUGGACCUGCUGCACACAGUCUUUCAGAACGGGAAGAUUGUGAAGACGUACACAUUUGAUGAAGUCAGAGACAAUGCUAAGCUCAAAGAGAGUGAGCUUGAAGAGCUGCUGCACUGAGCGCAGCACUACUGAACCCGCCCCCACCCUCCACCCUAACCCCCAAAACAACCCCUCCUUCCCCCCCCCUUUUAACCCUUCA